Mya arenaria is the source of this 3289-nucleotide messenger RNA. Its product is annotated as peroxisomal membrane protein PEX14-like. The transcript is spliced from 7 exons. Gene Ontology annotation, molecular function: signaling receptor binding. NCBI's taxonomy places the organism in Eukaryota, Metazoa, Mollusca, Bivalvia, Myida, Myidae. The record is from RefSeq and is a predicted model, not a curated record. Gene Ontology annotation, cellular component: peroxisomal importomer complex; peroxisomal membrane. Gene Ontology annotation, biological process: protein import into peroxisome matrix, docking. Bases 1018 to 1989 code for a protein of 323 amino acids.
UCUGGAAGGUAACAUAGCUUCAACUCCCUUAGCGGCAAUGUGGUAGGUAACAUAGCUUCAUCUCCCUUAGAGGCAAUCUGGAAGGUAACAUAGCCUCAUCUCCCUUAGAGGCAAUCUGGAAGGUAACAAAGCUUCAUCUCCCUUAGAGGCAAUGUGGUAGGUAACAUAGCUUCAUCUCCCUUAGAGGCAAUCUGGAAGGUAACAUAGCUUCAUCUCCCUUAGAGGCAAUCUGGUAGGUAACAUAGCUUCAUCUCCCUUAGAGGCAAUCUGGAAGGUAACAUAGCCUCAUCUCCCUUAGAGGCAAUACGGUAGGUAACAUAGCUUCAUCUUGCUAGCAGUAGUGAUCAAUGAAGAUCUGGAAGGUACAUAGCUUCAUCUCCCUUAGAGGCAAUCUGGUAGGUAACAUAGCUUCAUCUUGUAAGCAGCAGUGAUCAGAGAAGAUCUGGUAGGUAACAACAUAGCUUCAUCUCCCCUAAGUUACAGGCAAUCUGGUAGGUAACAUAGCUUCAUCUCCCUAAGAGGCAAUCUGGUAGGUAACAUAGCUUCAUCUCCCUUACAGGCAAUCUGGUAGGUAACAUAGCUUUAUCUCCUUUACAGACAAUCUGGUAGGUAACAUAGCUUCAUCUCCCUUACAGGCAAUCUGGUAGGUAACAUAGCUUUAUCUCCUUUACAGACAAUCUGGUAGGUAACAUAGUUUCAUAUCCCUUACAGGCAAUCUGGUAGGUAACAUAGCUUCAUCUCCCUUAGAGGCAAUCUGGUAGGUAACAUAGCUUCAUCUCCCUAAGAGGCAAUCUGGUAGGUAACAUAGCUUCAUCUCCAUUAGAGGCAAUCUGGAAGGUAGCAUAGCUUUAUCUCCCUUAGAGGCAAUCUGGUAAGAAACAUAGCUUCAUCUCCCUAAGAAGCAAUCUGGUAGGUAACACAGCUUCAUCUCCCUAAGAGGAGGUUUGUUAGGUAACAUAGCUUCAUCUUUCUAGCAGCAGUGAUCAGAAAAUAUUUGGUAGUUAACAUAUCUCCAUCAUGCAAGCAGCAGUGAUCAGAGAAGAUCUGGUUGCCACUGCGGUGAAGUUUUUACAGAAUCCCAAAGUUCAAGCAAGCCCUUUGAGUCAGAAGAAAGCCUUCCUUGAAAAGAAAGGUUUGACCAAUGCAGAAGUGGAGGAGGCAGGCAGGAGGGCCGGGGUCCAGUCAGUUGUAUUCAGUAGCCCUGUUGCUGAGAACCAACUAAGUGCCGUCUCCCAGACAAACAGUCUGCCAACAGUGAUAGCUAAAGAUGUUGAGAUGACUCGGUGGAUGAAGGCCCGUGAGGUGUUGGCGGUUGUCACUAUGUUGGUCGGGGUCUCUUACGCUGCUCAAAGGCUCUACAAGGAGUUCAUCAAACCAUGGUUGUUUGGGACCCAGACAGAUAGCAAGCGUUUAGAUAAGCUAGAACGGAUCAUCACAGAGACCAACGAGAAGCUUGUUAACAUCGGGGAGGUUCUCGACAAACAGCAGGAAAAGCUCCAGAUACUGUCACAUGACAUUAACAGAAAAACAAGUGAUGGUUCAUAUGCAUCUCAAAGUACGACAGGAUUUAGCGAAAUCAAAGCCGAGUUGGCUUCACUAAAAGGCCUUCUUCUAAACAGACGACAGUUUCCACCAAUGCCAACAACCACACCAGUUUUACCAGCUUGGCAGCUAGCGAGCACAGCUGCUCAAAACACCAAUCAAAAAGGUGCAGCCUCACCUUCAAGUGGGGAAACCCCAGAUAUAGCUUUGUCAGCUAAUCCUGCAUCUGGAGCACCAGCAAAGCUUGUUAUAAGUGAUAACACAGAUACUGAAAAUAGUAACAGUGGCACAUCUGAUGAAGUUGUCACUCAAAGUAACUCUCCAGAAGAUGUUAGUAUGAAAUGGGAUAAUGUUAGUACAGCUGAUGAUAGCAAUGUUGAAUGUGCAAUAACAGAUAUAGACAGUGAUGUUAAGUUUACACAAGAAGAUGAUGGACUAGAAAAGUAAUGGAAACAUUGAUUAAAUGGUACAACUAAAUUGAAAUAAGUCUGAUUUUUAGCUUGACUAUUCGAAGAAUAAGGAGAGCUAUCCUAGUCACCCGAGCAUUGGCGUAGGCGUAACCACUUAUGUUAAAGUUUGCAUACCACCUCAAAUAUUUUCAAAGUCCAUUGACAUAUGGCUUUGAAACUUUGCACACUUGUUCACCAUCAUGCCCCCAACCUUUACACAGGAGGAGGUAACUCUAUCAAGCUUUUUGACAAAAUUAUGCCUCUUUUUCUACUAAGAAUUUACGUUAAAGUUUGCGUACCACCUCAAAUAUUUUCAAAGUCCAUUGACAUAUGGCUUUGAAACUUUGCACACUUGUUCACCAUCAUGCCCCCAACCUAUACACAGGAGGAGGUAACUCUAUCAAACAUUUUGACAAAAUUAUGCCCCUUUUUCUACUUAGAAUUUACGUUAAAGAUUGCGUACCACCUUAAAUAUUUUCAAAGUCCAUUGACAUCUGGCCUUGAAACUUUGCACGCUUGUUCACCAUCAUGCCCCCAACCUGUACACAGGAGGAGGUAACUCUAUCAAGCAUUUUGACAAAAUUAUGCCCCUUUUUCGACUUAGAAUUUACGUUUAAGUUUGGGUACCACCUCAAAUAUUUUCAAAGUCCAUUGACAUCUGGCUUUGAAACUUUGCACUCUUGUUCACCAUCAUGCUCCCAACCUGUAUUUAGGAGGAGGUAACUUUAUCAAGCAUUUUGACAAAAUUAUGCCCCUUUUUCGACUUAGAAUUUACGUUAAAGUUUGCCUACCAUCUCAAAUAUUUUCCAAUUUAAUUUAUGAAAAUAUCACAGCACAUCAUGUAUUGCAUUGAAAUCUAAUCUAAUAGUGAUCCAUGCAUGUUUUUUCCAAAACUUUUCAAUCCAUACACCGAAAAGCGGUGGAAUAGUCGAGCGCGUUACAACGAUUGUGAAGAAAAUUAUGGCAACUUAUACUAUGUCACUCUCAUUUGCACGAUGUUGUGGGAGAGUGUGGUCUUAUUGUGUGGCUGGGAAUCUAACCCGGGUCGACUUUGUGAAAAGCGAGUGAGCUAACCGGACAACCAAUGAUUUGUUGAAUAGGUAAUAAGGACGAGUCCUCCAUUUUCAAUAUUUGAUUAAAAUUUUCCUACUGAUAUUGUUUCCCUGAUACAUACCAAAGAGAUAUAAUGUACAGUAGAAAACUAUUGGCUCGAUACUCUGGGGAUGGCCUUAAUACUUCAAGCCUACCACAUUUGUAAUUUCAAUUCAUAUGUUAAAUAAAGUCAUGUUUACCCUGUU